CCGAUAAACAAUCGGAGAAUCCAAGAACAAUGUGUAACCUUUUUGGUGACCGUAAGACCAUGCAACGCCGAAGUGGUCAAAUAAGUGAUGCUUCCUGUCACGUAUUCCAUAGUAAUAGCGAGUGACGCCGAUAGCAUCACACUGAGCUCUUAUUCUAAAUACUGUACCUUCAUUCUUAGCCAUGAGUUUGGUAAGACCAGAGGUUUCUAACGACUUAGCCAUGUCAUUGGCUAAAUCUUUAUUUGGUUUUUCACAUAUUUCGAAGCUCAAAGAACUGGAAAGUUUCUCGGACCGAAAUUUUUACAUCAAAGGAACGCGAAUUCAUAAUGAUCAACCGGGCGAGUUUGUGCUCAAAGUUUUAAAUUCCUUGGACAGCCAAGAAAAAGAACAAUUAGAUGCUGAAAUAAAAGCUUCGGAAUUCUUGAGAGAAAGAGGCUUUCCCUGUCCUGAAAUAUUUAGCGUCGUAGGAGCAGACGAUAAAAUGCCACAUGUAAAACUAGCAGACGGCAGUCCACGAGAAAUUUCCAAGACAGCUGGUUGUGUUGUCAGAUUGAUAGCUUUUCUUCCUGGAGACGUAGUCGAUUCUUUGGAGAGAAAUCCUGAACUAAUGUUCACGAUUGGAAAGCUUGUUGGAGCUUUAAGCCUACAGUUCAAGGAUUUCUCGCACCCUGGAUUGAAAUCAAGGUCAGAACAAAAUUUUCGAUGGGAUGUAUUGGAAAUUAUGAAUCUUGAAAAAUACAUGGUAAGCUUGACAGAUGAAUACCAAAUACACUUGUUUCGAGAAGUGCAAGAAUCAUUCGUGUCCAAAGUUAAACCCAAAUUGGGGGAAUUCCGGCGAGGCGCUGUCCACAACGACUUGAGUGGCGAAAACUUACUCGUAUCAAAGCCGCCAUAUACCGUUACUGGGGUAGUUGACUUCGGAGAUACGAUGGAGUCAGUCCUGAUUAGUGAGCUUUCAAACGCGAUGGCAUUUUUUAUGAAAGGCGACCGCGGAAUAGAAUUUAGCGGUUACAUUUUGGCUGGCUACCAGUCCGUUUUUCCGUUGUCCAGACAUGAACUGGAGUUGUUGUAUUACUUUGUCGCAGCACGUCUAACUCAGAUAGCGCUGCAUUCACAAUGUAAUGUAAUUAAGCAGCCAGAUGACAAGUCAAUGCAGGCCUGCUUGAACAAGUAUUUCAGUACAAUAAGGUCAUUCUGGAGCCGUUCCAAGGAAGAUGUUGAGAAAAUAUGGCACGUCUGCGAAGAAAAGCUCAGGAAUUCGAUAAAAAAUAAUCAACCAUUGAACAAGUGAUAGGAUACAUAUGUUAGGACCUAUCAAAAUUGACCUCUUCGGCGCUAGGUGUCACGUGGUAUAAAUCGUGUUGAAUUGCGUUACGGUCACCAAAAAGGCCGGACAUUGUUCUUGGACUUCCGUACAAAUGUACUGACUUUUGAGCAAAUUAUUUGGUUUGUUAAACUGUUUCUCUAAAAAGCAGUAAGACAAGCUUCAAUCAAAUUAGAAAAAAUGGUAUUUUGCUUGUAUUUAUGACGCUAACUCAACAAAUCAGGUAAAUAAAUUGUUUAAAAGUCAGUACAUUCGUACCGAAAGCCGAGAAUUGAAUGUCCGAACUCUUUGGUGAUCGUACCACAACCCAAUAAAAUUUAUACCACGUGAUGGCUAGCGCCGGAGUGGUCAAUUAUCUACGGCAAUGGCACCACCAAUAGUCCCUUUUAUAUUGGGCAUAAUGCGUUCCCAUUUCAGACCAUGUGUUCCCAAAGUCAGUAUUGAUUUUUUGAUUAACAGUUGCGCAUAAGAAGACACGUGAACUAAAUAGAUAUAACUCAAAUAAAGAAUCUUAUAAUUAAGAGAUUGACACGUGGUCUGAAAUGACCAACGUCACGCCCAAGCUAAAGAGUUGAGGUCUAGCUCAAGAGGUCCCUGUUAGCCUCGCUUUCAGUUGUUUGCGUCCAAAGAAGACUUUAUUUUUUAAUAGAUUAUUUGUUGUAUGGACGGCGGAAGAAUAUCCAUAUUUUUAUCAUAAGUAAAAGCAUACAAUGGA
This is a messenger RNA of Actinia tenebrosa (Australian red waratah sea anemone), 2039 nucleotides long. Its product is annotated as hydroxylysine kinase. Gene Ontology annotation, molecular function: amino acid kinase activity. NCBI's taxonomy places the organism in Eukaryota, Metazoa, Cnidaria, Anthozoa, Actiniaria, Actiniidae. The record is from RefSeq and is a predicted model, not a curated record.